AUGUCGUCGCGCCGAACAGACCGGAUUCUAGGUACGAGAUUGCCGGAAUUGAAGUCUCCAACAGACAAUAUCAUGACCUCGCCACAGAAAAGGUCACCAGCUCUCGGUUAUUCUGGAAUUGCAUCUUCCAAGUCGUAUCUUCCAGCGCCAAUCAACUCUCCAACAGAGCGUGGAAGUGAGUCUCGGGCGACUAUUCGCCAGGCAGAACCAUUAAUUGUCCGACCUGUGACAAAGGCUUCGCGAUCCCAGUCCAGUGAUGAAGAACGCCCAUCAGGAUUGCCCCGACUGACUGGCAAUAACCCAACCUAUAGGCGUCCUUCGGCACCUUCAUUGACCUCCAACCGUCCAGAGAUUUACCAGGUUCCGGCUGCUCCCAAUAAACCGAUACCAAUGGAGUCUGUCCAUUCAGAUGUGGCCAAGCCUAGGAGUACUAAAGAUGAUCGCCCACGAAAUGUUCUUCGCAGAAAAGCAAAUUUCAGGAGACGCGACGAUCCAAUAGGACAGUCAAAUGUUGAUGGCAAAGUAGCAGAAGUCCUCACCACGGUUUCCCCGGCUCAAUAUAUCGCUCAACCAGAACAUAGUAUAGGUAUCCUUACUCCAAAUAUCCAGGGUAUAUCGUAUUCAGAGGAUUCUUCCAAUGUCCCAACAAAACUACCGAGAGUCAAAAUCCCAAAGGCAACCGAUAAUGUCCCAAUUCAACAAAUACCGAAGGAAUUCAUUGGCUUGAGGACUACGAUAAAUACAAGCAAUCUUCCGCCACCGCCGACGCCUAUCUUCACAUCAGCAAGUAGCCCCUCAACUCGCUACUCUGAAUCUCCCGGUAUGUGGAGCAGUCGAGGCUCUACUCCGACGUCUCUGUCUUCUUACUCCCCAGGCAUAACUCAACCCGCAACGACUGGUUACAGAUUCAAGCAACAGAGCCCUAUUCAGAUACGUCAGACAGCUGGGCUUCGAAUGACAACGACACCAGUAUCACAGAUAGACAGUGAUGAGCCCACCAUUUUAGGCCCAAUAGCUACUGAUGUUUACACGAGAACCCCGAAAGCUGAAGCAUUACCCAUGCAGCAGGCAAAUCAGGAGCCAGUGCCUCAGACAAGCUCACGAGCGGAAUACCAACUAGCGAAAUCACCGCAAAUUUCUCAGAAGUCUCGAAAUGGAAGCUACGACGAACAAGACAAUGUGGAUAAUCCACCGGAUUCCAAAUCUGUCAGUAAUGGCAGUUUGUUUAAACCUCGUCGACCAAGCCGUGAUGGAACAGACAAAUUAGAACAAACUGUUUCCCCCGUCAUUAGGAGCAAUUUGCCUGCCCUCCGGGCAACUACCACUCAUGCACGGCGUGCAUCAGCAGAGAAGAUUAACUCACCGGAGCGUCUGCGUGUUGCUCCUUUCAAAUCAGCUGCUGCUUCUGUGGAAUCUUUUCAAUCGAACGUGUCAGCUCGUACUCCGUCUCGCAAUGACAGUACUCAGAUUCCACGAAAGGCUCCCCGGACACUGGUCAAGUCUCCGAAAGAGUCCAAGAGUUAUGAAAAUACAAACUCAACGAACAAAUACAAUAUCUUCAAUAAGAAGUCAAAGGUUGAACUUUCUUUCACUAAAUCUAAUCUAGAGGAAAAGGCCUCUCGUAAGGGGCCAGUAGCCGGAACCGGCCAUGAGGGUUAUGGAAAAUAUGCUCAACGAGGGCGCAAAUCUAGCGUUGGCAACACAAACGGCACCCGAGCACGAUCUACGAGCACUAAUGGUGGCACAUCGAUUGCUAGCAGUAAGGGUUCCAACCAUCAACAGCCGGACAUUGAUGACUUCUUUCUUGAGCGACUAGAACCUGUUGUUAUUAGUGGAGGUGGGAUGGAUCGUGAGCAGCUUUUUCGAACUCAGAGCGGUCAAAGCUCAAGUACACUGAGCGCCACAUCAGCAUCGGGUUCUUCAACGUUUAAUGGUGAACCACUUAUGAGGGGAUACUCUUCCGAAUCUCUGAGUUCCUCGCUAGACCAAGCCAAACCGGCUCCCUGGCUUUUCAGCUCCGACACGAGUCUCUCCCCCCAAGUUAGGAGAACGCAACACAUGAAAUCAAAGAAUACAAGAAAUGAACCUGCUCCUUCUGGGAUCCCUAGUUUCAAAAGAGAUGCAGCACGCGGUACCCAUGAGGUCUCAGAAGCUAACCAGGAUGCCAACUUCUCUGCGCUACCACCGAUUAGCAAAGUAGCUUCGAAAUCCAGUAGUACGACAUCGCCAAAGAUCUCAAAUACCAAGCCCAGCCGAAGGUGGAACUUUUUCCACAGGAGCCAGAAAAAUGAACAAAAUCAGUCGGCUCCAGUCCCUACCAGCAGCACUACCUCCACUGAAACUCAGCUUCAUGCGCAUGUUGCUCCCGUUGCUAAGUCUCGCCCUGUUGCUCACUACGCACUUAUUGAAGCUGAUUCAGAUUCUCUUGAGGAUAUCCUGCAUCGGGUGGAGGAGUCUCCUCCAAGUGAUGAUGAAGCAUUUUUGCAGGCGCAACUCGCCGAACCUACUGAACCGGCUCUAAAUGUACGUCACGGAACAAGUGUAUUGCUUCCGUCACCUCCCACGAUUUGGAAGGAAUUCACUGCAGAGGGCAUCAAUCCUUCACAAAACAGACCGGCAUCACCCAAAGUUUUCUUCCAGAAACAGGAUGAAAGCCCGGAGAAUAAGAGACGCAGCAGACUAGCACCAGUGGGACGGAUACCGCGUGUAGUAUCGAGUAGAGAUCGGGAACGUGAUCAUAAGCCUCCUUCUCAGUCGUAUUCCCGGCCGUUCAGUCGCGAUGAGGCGCCAUCUUUUACUAUUACAGCGGGUCCCCAGAGAGAUAUUCAAGAUAGGUAUGGUCGGUCAAAGCUCAGUGUUGAAACAGACCCUUUUUCACAGGGCCCUAUUUACUACUCACCACCUGGUGCUUCGGGUCCUUUCAGCGCUCCAGUGCUCAGUGAAAGUGCAAAAUUCAUGUCGGGCGCAUAUGCUACUGAUGAAUUUAUACGAUUUUCUCCACGAAAACAAUCCGAAGUUUCUAGCUCCACUUCAGAGGCGGAUUCUAUUCUAGCAACAGUGGCUUCAAUGGCUGCAAAGCCUAAUGCGAAUGAGUCUGAGGAGGAAAUAUGGGCCGAAUAUGAUGACCUCUUGGAUAUUAUGAUGGCUCCAAGUAGUAAGACAGAGCAGGAUUUUGGGACCAUGGGGCCAUUUGAGUUGGUGAAGAAAGCAAGCAAGACUCUACAAGCGGAGAUCAGUGGUUCGGAUACCAUACCACGUGUUUCUACUACUUCUGAUACACCUGAUGUUGCUUUUGCUACGCCACCUGCUCGGUCGAGUGAUGUGUCAGUUCGUCUACGCCGUUCUAAAAUUGCCGCUGCCCUGCACUCGCCGUCGCCGCAGGUAUCAUAUAAUGACCUUAUUGCUGAAUACUCAGAACCAAAUAAGAGUCUCUCUGAUGUCGCGCCUCCGGAGAGUUCUACAGAACCACCUGAGACGACAAGCCAAACACAGUCAGAUAAGGCUCAAUCUCCCACACCAACUAACACAACUGACUUCGAAACCACUCGUCGACGGAACACGAUGUUGUUUGACAUGGCUGAAAGAAUGCGAGAGGGUGCAGCAGCACAGACAAACCUUAGAUCUGCCUCUCUUAUGACGAGCAAAUGGCUCUCGUUUGGCCGUGUACUCUUCAGCCCGGCUCAUAAUCGCAUCCAAAAAAGCGAAUCAGAAUGCAUUUUGAUCAUCGAUGGACUUGGCAAUGACGACUGGUCGUACUACUGCGCACUGACUUAUCCAAAUGCCAACAUAUAUAAUUUAAGUAUACGGUCCGGGUCAUCUUCCUCUUCGCCUCAUCCAGAGGCAUGGAAGCCACCCUCGAACCAUCAUCUUAUUCAUCACACCGGUGUUGUCGACACUGCGUUCCCCUUCCCGAAAGGAUUUUUCUCGGCAUGCGUUAUCAGAUUUCCGGCGGCAUCUUCUGAGGAUGGACAAAGACACAUUUUAUCUGAAUGUAAAAGAGUGCUUCGGUAUGGUGGCUAUUUGGAAAUGAGUGUGUUGGAUUUGGACCUCGUGAACGUGGGCAAUAGGACACGGAAGGCAGUGAGAAAUCUUAAGGAGAAGAUCUAUCUUGCAGAUUCGAGUAUCAGUCUCAAACCUGCGAGUGAUAACUUCCAAAGACUGUUGGGGAUAUGUGGCUACGACAAUUUAAAUAGAUGCAUGGUCAGCAUUCCAGUAGCUGGCAUGAUUGGAGGAUCCACUGGCUCUUCCAACUCGAAUAAUACAUCUUCCGACAUACCAAGUGCGGGCACCGCAGUUUCAUCACCGCCAUCAUCUCUCAGAUCGCCGCCGCCGCAUGCGAGAACACCAUCAGAUGAAGCAGAGCCUUCACUCGGAGACUUACUGUCUGACCCGUCUCCAUCUGCUUCAAACGACGAGUCCAUCGCGAAGGUGGUGGCUAGGGUCGGACGAUGGUGGUACACACGUUCCUACGAAAUCCCAGUCCUUUCAGACCCAAAUAUUGACCAAAGCAUCUGGGCUGAGCGAAAGAUUUUGCGGGAGUGUCAAAAAAGUGGCACUGGAUUCAGGUUACUCAUUGCAUACGCUCAAAAGCCGAGUGAAAAACGAAGAACUGUUAGUUUAUGA
Talaromyces atroroseus is the source of this 4623-nucleotide messenger RNA. RefSeq lists its product as hypothetical. The record is from RefSeq and is a predicted model, not a curated record. NCBI's taxonomy places the organism in Eukaryota, Fungi, Ascomycota, Eurotiomycetes, Eurotiales, Trichocomaceae. The transcript has a single exon. Bases 1 to 4623 code for a protein of 1540 amino acids.